Molecule: messenger RNA, 369 nt
Organism: Triticum turgidum subsp. durum (durum wheat)
Lineage: Eukaryota; Viridiplantae; Streptophyta; Magnoliopsida; Poales; Poaceae
Source: the annotation of a GenBank genome assembly
AUGCCGUCUGCGCGGCCGGCGGCGUUACUCGUCGCGGCCGUGUUCCUGUGGUGGUCGGGGGCCGGCGCGCUGGCGGACGGCAACGGCACGGUGUGCCUGUGCACGGGUCCGCAGUGCGUGCCGCCCUGCCCUGUCCCGGGGACGACGCCGCCGACGACGUCGCCGAUGCAGUUCCCCUUCUGCCCGCAGCGGCCGCCGGCGGUCGGGCCCUUCCCGUGGGAGCAGCAGCCGCCGGCGUCGCCGAGGUCGGGGUCGGGGUUCCCUCAGGACGCGGGGUUCCUCGCGGCGGCGGCGGCCAGCCCCACUAGCACGUCGGCAUGGCUGGCGGUGGCCGCCUUGUGGUCUGCUUUCCUGCUGCUCCUGCACUAG